AUGCAAGAUCAUAUAAUACCUAAGCGUACACCACUUGGUAUGGCGUGUAUACAAGGACAUACAGAAAUAGUUAAACUACUACUGGAGCAUAGAGCUGAUGUCAAUGUCAGUGAUGAAAAUGAACUUACUCCACUUGGUAAUGCCAGUAUACCAGGACAUACUGAGAUAGUUAAACUACUACUGAAUCGUGGUGUAGCCAAUGUUGAUCACACUGAUAAAAUCAAUUGUACACCGCUUGGUAUGGCUUGUGUAAAAGGACAUACAGAAGUAGUUGAGCUACUACUGGAGCAUGGAGCUAAUGUCAAUCACAUUAAUGAACAAAAACUUACACCACUUGGUAUGACCUGUAUAGAAGGACAUAAAAAAAUAGUUGAACUACUACUGAAACAUGGAGCUAUUGUCAAUGUCAGUGAUGAAGAUAACGAUGCACCACUUGGUAUUGCCUGUGCGAAAGGACAUACAGAAAUAGUUAAACUACUACUGAAGCAGGAUGGAGUUGAUAUCAAUUUCAUUAAUAGAAAAGGAGUAAGAAACAAAUUAUAG
Messenger RNA from Amphimedon queenslandica, 543 nucleotides. Its product is annotated as ankyrin repeat domain-containing protein 50-like. The transcript has 6 exons. Lineage: Eukaryota; Metazoa; Porifera; Demospongiae; Haplosclerida; Niphatidae. The record is from RefSeq and is a predicted model, not a curated record. The coding region runs from base 1 to 543 and encodes 180 amino acids. Gene Ontology annotation, molecular function: protein binding.